Diceros bicornis minor is the source of this 878-nucleotide messenger RNA. RefSeq names its product intercellular adhesion molecule 4 (Landsteiner-Wiener blood group) (gene ICAM4). The coding region runs from base 7 to 807 and encodes 266 amino acids. Gene Ontology annotation, molecular function: integrin binding. The transcript is spliced from 3 exons. Gene Ontology annotation, biological process: cell-cell adhesion. The record is from RefSeq and is a predicted model, not a curated record. Gene Ontology annotation, cellular component: membrane. NCBI's taxonomy places the organism in Eukaryota, Metazoa, Chordata, Mammalia, Perissodactyla, Rhinocerotidae.
UUUGCCAUGGGGUCUCUGUUCCCCCUCUCGCUGCUGGUCUUGCUGGCAGCCGCCUACCCGGAAGGUGGGAGCGCGCGGAGGCGGCGGGCUGCGCGGACGCAAGGCCCCGGGGGCAGCUCUCCGGCGCCCUUCUGGGUACGCAUAAGCCCCGAGUUCGCGGCCGUGCGCCCCGGGAGCUCGGUGUGGCUCAACUGCAGCAGCAGCUGCCCCCUGCCGGAUGGUUCCAGCCUGCGCACCCAGCUGCGGCGGGGCCAGACGCUCAAUGGGACAGGCUGGGUGUCCUACCAGCUGCUGGACGUGAGGGCCUGGAGCUCCGACGUGCUCUGCCUCGUCACCUGCGCAGGAGAGACGCGGAGGGCCACAGCCAGGAUUAACGCCUAUAAAGAGCCGGGCAGCGUGAUCCUGGAGCCUCCGGUCCUCGUGGGCAGCGAGUACACUCUGCGCUGCCACGUGACACACGUGUUCCCCGUGGGCUUCCUGGUGGUGACUCUGAGGCGCGGCGGCCAGGUCAUCUACUCCGAGAGCCUGGAGCGCUUCAAGGGCUUGGGUCUGGCCAAUGUGACGCUGACUCACGCGUUUCGAGCCAGGCCCCACGACCUCUGGCAGCCCGUGACGUGCCACGCGCGCCUCAAUCUCGACGGCCUAGUGGUCCGAAGCAGCUCGGCACCCAUUACGCUGCCAGUUCGCGCUUGGAGCCUCACGUCCACAGCCUUGGCCUCCACGUCCAUCGCAGCCCUUGUGGGGGUCCUUCUCGUCGUGGGGGUCGCCUACCUGCGAAAGUGCCAAUCGAUGCAGUCCCGGGAGUAGAGGGGGUCGUCCAGGCCGGCUGGGGAAAAAAGAAUCUGAAACAAUUUGGGGAACCCUGCUUGGAUCAAUAA